CACACACACCAGUGCGGCAGGAGCGCAUUAUGAUCGGAUUUUUGCCCUCCGUGGCUAGAACCCAGUCGAGGAUUUCUCGGAGCUGGUUCUGGAUAAUGAUGCGCAGAAGCGCGGAGAAGGAGUAGCCCGCUGUUACCUAACGGCGAUACAGAAGGGAGUCUGAUGCGGGUCGAUGAUAAAACUGUGACUGUCACGUAACACAUCUCUGAAACUCGCUGGUCACUUAAUGGGUAUCUAAAAGCCUAUCGUUUUAAAGCGUUGGUAACUUUAGCAAAGUGGACUGUUCUAGGCACAGUGCUCGCGAUGAUGAAUCAUGCUCAUCGGAACUCGGUGAAGCAACUCGCGGGUAUCACUAGAACUAAAGCGUUAACAGUAGAGAAAUCACGAUGACGUCACGAGUCUCCGGUCGCUCAGGUUCCGAACAUUAAGACUCUAAUGAAAGUGUGCCAAUAGCGGACAGAGGAGGCUGUGGGCUCGUGAGAACAGUAAACGGCGCCGGGCAGUCAUCUGUCGGACAGAGAGAAGCAUGAUUCAGAGACGGUCCGGUGCUAAUCACGGUAGCUUUCAACCCCGCAGCUGAAAACCGAUAGGAGCCGGGACUCUUAACUCAGACGAGACGAAAAAAUAAGAAAAAUAACACAAAUGGCGGACAUGUCUGCGGCAAUUAGAGAAUGGCAGAGAUGACUUGUGUGUGUGUGUAGGACGGUGUCACAUGAGAAGAACAGAGCAGGGGUCGGAAACACUGAGCUCGAGGAAGAUGUUCUUCACGGUCCCACGGUAAUCCCCGUGGCAGAGUACUAGCGCUCGACAUAGAAGUCCUACAGCGCUGUUACGCAGAUAUUCUGAAAAAGCAUGGAGUGUCCGCGGCUCCGGGAGGGAGAAUGGUUUAUUGACCUGAUACAUCCACAAGUGUGUCUGUUCUUGUUGCGUUGUCUCGUCUCCUACAGUCUCCUACAUCUGCAAAAAAGACGAUAGUUUCCAUACUCUGUUGCCCGUAUGUCGGUACGUUGGUCAGGACACCACGAGACAUACCCAUGGAGUUCUCUAACGGCCCGUCCUGACCGGUCAGAAGCGCAAGUGAGUGAGCAUAGAUGCCUUCCCCGGCGCGGAGCGGGUCGCUGUUCGUCUCUCUGGGGGUGCUGAAACCUGAAUCAUGCCUGUCCAGCGGAUGCCGGGCUGCCGCGGGCUACACAUCAACGAAGACAACGGGCGCUUCCUCCUCCUCGCGGUCCUCAUCAUCCUGUACCUGCUGUGCGGCGCGGCGGUGUUCUCCGCCAUAGAGAGACCCUCUGAGCUGCGCGCUCACGGCCGCUGGAACCGGGCGCUCUACAACUUUAGCGAUACGUUCAACAUCAGUCUUGCGGAACUGAAGUCCUUCUUACGGGAGUACGAGGCGGCGAUCGCUGCCGGGAUACGGGCUGACGUUCUCCGGCCAAGAUGGGAUUUUACCGGAGCUUUCUACUUUGUGGGGACCGUUGUGUCAACUAUAGGGUAUGGUAUGACCACCCCAGUGACAGCAGCAGGGAAGGUCUUCCUCAUCUUCUAUGGUCUCCUUGGCUGCGCCGCCACCAUCCUUUUCUUCAACCUCUUCCUGGAGCGCAUCAUCACCCUCCUCGCCGUGGCGAUGAAGACUGUGCGUGAGCGUCGUAUCCGCACCAGUGGCCUGCUGCCUCCAGGGAUCCAGCAUGACUUCUCAUCCUACAGCCUGCCGGGCUGGAAGCCCUCCGUCUACCACGUCAUGCUCAUCCUGGCCCUCUCCGCCAUCCUGAUCUCCUGCUGCGGCUCAGCCAUGUACGCAGCGGUGGAGGGCUGGGCCUUCCUGGACUCGCUGUACUUCUGCUUUGUCACCUUCAGCACCAUCGGCUUUGGGGACCUGGUGAGCAGCCAGCGACACGCCUACGACCAGCAGACGCUCUACCGCCUGGCCAACUUCCUGUUCAUCCUGACGGGCGUGUGCUGCCUGUACUCGCUCUUUAACGUCAUCUCCAUCGUCAUCAAGCAGGUGCUCAACUGGCUGCUGGAGCAGGCGGGCCUCCUGUGCUGCCAGCGCUGCCACAAGACCAAUGCCUUCCUGGGCAGACGCAACGCCAUCCGGCCCGGCUCAAGGAGCCGCAGGGGGCGCUUUGGACGGCCGGAGUGUCCAGACGCCCCGCCAAGCGACAGCGACACAGAGGGGAGGCGUCUGUCCGGAGAGAUGAUCUCCAUGAAGGACCUGACAGCCUCCAACAAGGUGAGCCUGGCCAUCAUGCAGAAGCAGCUGUCAGACUCCGCCAACGGCUUCCCAGCCUGCGGAGGAUCCAGACACAACGGCUUCUCUGGCGGCGUGGGAGCUCUGGGGAUCAUGAACAACAGGCUGGCGGAGACCAGCAACUCCAGAUAGACACCAGACACCAGGAGAGAAAUCUGGCUUCUGACUUUCAGCCUGAGGAACACUUCACUGUUUCAAUUGUUCAGAUGUCUUCUUCUUAGGCUUGGGGGAGAAACCAAAGGACAAGCGGGCGUGGAGAGAGACCAGGGGGCCUGGAGAGACCAGGGGCCUGGUGAGACCAGGGGGCCUGGAGAGACCAGGGUCUUGGAGAGACCAGGGAGCCUGGAGAGACCAGGGGCCUGGUGAGACCAGGGGGCCUGGAGAGGCCAGGGGCCUGGUGAGACCAGGGGGCCUGGAGAGGCCAGGGGUGGGGAGUUGGGCAAAUGUUACAGGGCACCAUAUAUGCCCAGGAAAGAAGGAGAAGCUCUUAAAGGCUUUACGUCUGGGAGAGACCAGCAUUUGAAGACUUUUUGUUUGUGAGAGACCAGCUCUCCUGCGAGUGGAGACCAGAGACAAACCUCUGCUUGUAGACCUGGA
Osmerus eperlanus (European smelt) is the source of this 2845-nucleotide messenger RNA. RefSeq names its product potassium channel, subfamily K, member 12 (gene kcnk12). The transcript is spliced from 2 exons. Gene Ontology annotation, molecular function: outward rectifier potassium channel activity; potassium ion leak channel activity. Bases 1154 to 2380 code for a protein of 408 amino acids. The record is from RefSeq and is a predicted model, not a curated record. Gene Ontology annotation, cellular component: plasma membrane. NCBI's taxonomy places the organism in Eukaryota, Metazoa, Chordata, Actinopteri, Osmeriformes, Osmeridae. Gene Ontology annotation, biological process: potassium ion transmembrane transport; stabilization of membrane potential.